Molecule: messenger RNA, 6410 nt
Organism: Petromyzon marinus (sea lamprey)
Lineage: Eukaryota; Metazoa; Chordata; Hyperoartia; Petromyzontiformes; Petromyzontidae
Source: RefSeq, a predicted model, not a curated record
CAAAGAAGAUGAAUCCUUGCAGUCACGAAAGCUUUAAAUCGAAAAGAUCCCGCGUCUCUCGAAGGCGGCGGCCGCAGGAAGAUUGAAACGAACAAAUUAAAAUCGCGCUCCGCUGCCAACACCGCCCCCUGCCUACCGUAGCAUCGACAGCGGAGGGCGGCGGGCGGCCUCGAGGCGACCCGGCCCGGCUCGGCGGGACAGCGGCGGUCGCUGCUUUGCCCAGGGGAGAGAGGAGGGGAAGAGCGACGCCAACAAAAACUUCGACAUUUCCCCCCCUCUCCUCCGCCGUGGCAAAACGAAAUGUCUUACCAGCAGGCAGCCGAGGAGAGGGAGCGGAUCAGGCGCGAGAUCGAGGCCAUCGAGCGGUCGCUGCUCGAGAGAGGCGUCCGUAUCCCCAGCUCGGGGAGCGAGCCGGGCUCGACUAGCGACUCCUGCGAGGAAACGCGCGAGGAGGGCGGCGGGACAGAUUUCCUGCAAAGGAUUUCAGAUUUUGAUGCCACAAAUGUCACUCUGCAUCAACUGCAGGUGGGGGAAGUGGAUGCAGGCUCUGACUCAAGUGAGGAGGAUGAUGGUUUGCUACCCCAGGAUGCACCCACGUGCCUCUCCAUCAACCUCCUCUACCAGGAGCUUCUGCAGGAGCGACUCCGGGACCUUGAUGGGCUCUUGCAGCAGAACUGGGACCAGCAGGAGGCGCUAAAGCGUGAAUCUUUGGACAGGGACCUGGCCAGCGGAAUGGUCCGCUCAGCCCAAAAACACCUCCACCUUGGCAGUUUCCUGAAACCUUACUUCCGGGAUACUACUUCUGGACUGGGGCCUCCAGAUAAUCCUGAGACGAAAAACAUGACUUCCUGCGGACACAAGAACUUCACUGCUUAUGAUCUCCGUCGAUGGACUGAACGAGAGAAGGAGUCUUUAAGACAAGCAGUGCUGAUGGAUUCACUGCAGAGCCGUUUACAACCCUUGGUUACCAGGCUCAACACCACAGAGGUGAAAAUGGAGAGAAUGGGGGAGGAUGAAGACAAGUCGGCGAUUAUAAGCUCCAUCGACCUCAUGAAACAGGAUAUAAACAGAGUGAAAAAUCUCCCUGAAAAUGAACUUAUGGGCGACAAGGACGACCGCCACGAUUGGCUCAAAAUCGCUAAUUUUGACAUGGCAGGCAAGCGCAGCCCCACGGAGGUGGAGAAGUUCUGGAGGUACUCUCUGCACCCGGGCGUGAACGCGACGACCUGGCAGAGCCACGAGGACAAGGCCCUGCACAAGCUCGUCUCACAGCACGGGCACAACGCGUGGGGCGACAUCGCAAGCAGGCUCGGGACCAAUCGCACGGCGUUCCAGUGCUUGAGUCGGUUCCAGAGGACGAACCGCGCGUUCCGACGCAAGGAGUGGACUGAGGGGGAGAACGAAGCGCUCAUCCAGCUGGUGGAGGCUAUGCGAAUCGGGGAACACAUCCCCUUCACCCGCAUUGCGUUCUUCAUGGAUGGCAGAAGCCCCGCUCAGCUCAGCGGUCACUGGAAUAACGUGCUGAAGCCUGGGCUCCGCCACGGGGCCUGGAGCUCGCUUGAGGACGAUCUGCUGCUGCGUGCCGUCGAGCGUUUUGGCGAGCGUUGGUUUCUCGUUGCCAAAGAAGUUCCUGGACGCACGGAUUUGCAAUGCAGAGAGAGAUACGUAAACUGCCUCGCCGACGGUCUUGCCAAGGGCAUGUGGAGCAACGUUGAAGAUAAGAACCUGCAGAGCCUGGUCAACUAUUAUGGACCCGGUCAGUGGUCUGUCGUCGCAAAGGCCUUAGGAACACGCAGCAACAGUCAGUGCUCCAAGAGGUGGAAGAGACUCAACGAGAAACAAUCUCCCAGAGUAGAUUCAUUGUCGAGGAAGCGCAAGAAUUCCACUUCGCCGACUCUGGACGGGGAGGGGAUACCUGCAGUCAAAAUACGCCGAGCAGGAAGGCGGAAAACACGGUGGAAGAGGCAUCGAAGCGUCUACACAAUCUCCACUCCGCCACCAUCUCCACCACCGUCUUCGCUGUCAUCUUCGCCAUCGCCGCCGCCACCGUUAUCGUCAUCAUCAUCUGUUGAAAUGCGGUCCGACAGCGACGGUGAUGCUCAUGAGGCUGACGACGUGGUGGAUGCUUCGAACAAACGAAAAAUUACAUCGCAACACCACGAGGAUAAACGCGCAAAGCUGCUGCCGGGCGGAGCGGCGGGGAGUUCAACCAGGAAAACGACGCUCUGCGUCCCGAGCAUCGAUCUGUGGCUGCAUCCCAACCCUUGGGUGAUGCCAACCACCUCUGACCCUGCCGCGUUUCAAGAGAACGAUGAAGGGACUCAACUGAGAGAGGUUUCUGAGCCUCUUGGUCCCGGUCGGGUUUGGGGUUCACGGGGUCCUAGGGGUCGGGGGUACAGCCUUGAUCACAAGAUCUCUUUGGAGAUGAAGAAAUGGAGUCACUUGGCAGCAACCGUUUCACACACACAGCCUGAAUCGCAGACAACAGUUGAAUCGCAGGAUACAGCUGCCAAACUAACAACCAUUGAAGAAAUGGCAAGUGUUGAAGAGACAGCAGCUGCUCCGGAAGCAACCGCUGCUAAAGGCAAGACAGCUACGGUUGUGUGUAAAUCUCACAAGCUAGCAACAUCGUCAAGGAGCCUUGCUGAUGUGCUGGGAGAAAAGAUGGGCCAUCUCAACCUGAAGACAAAGUCCAUCUUUGAGCUGCUGCUCCAGGUUUUUGCAAUAGACCGUGUCGGGUGCCUUCGGAUGAUUAAUGAAAAACAAUUGGGGCUCCAAAUGACAAAGCUGCCAUGCCUGAGAACUGCAAAAGCUACCUUGACACAAGCCGGUGUGCGAUGCUUCCCACAAAGGCAGUCGGUGAGGGAUCUUCUUGCCCGGGCCACCUCCAUCUCCCAACAGCCACUGCCUCUGAUUCUGACCCCUAUAGCCCCUACAUCGCUCAGGAUUGGACAAGGAGGGUCACCAAAACCUAUUUCUCUAGGCGCUGGGAAUUCAUCAAAUCAUCCCUUCACCUUUUUUCUACCCAGGCCGCUGGUUCCUUCGCGAGUUAGCGAUGGCACACCCCUAAGCUCCGUAGUUAGCGGUGGGUCAACGGUGGUUAAGCCGACUUCAAGUGCUAGAUCACCAGUUAAACCAGGAACAAUGGUCUUCUCGUUGGUUGGUGGGAUACCGGUAAUUUCUUCUCUAGGUAAUGCGUCUAAUGUUCCGGCAGAAUCAGUGGUUAAGCCGCUAGUUGCCGCAAGAUCUCCUAUACCGCACGCAAGUGGCAUCACGCCAGUUCCCCCGGGGUCGGUAGUUAUGAGACCAGCCAUUACAUCAGGACAGCCAGUUUGUUCAGGCCCAUCAGUUACUGCGGUAUUUACUACGAUAGUUACCACGCCACCGGUUGGUACCCGACCGCUAGUUUAUUCACCAGCUACUGCAGGAUCAGCAGUCACACGGGUAGUCAAUACCAGGGCACUGGUUACUUCAUUACUCAAUGCAGAAUUGUUAGUUGCACCACCACUAACUACAAGACUAGCAGUUAAACCACUGGUUACUACCGGACCAAUAGUUACACCUAUUUCAACCCCCAAUGCUGCCAAUACAACCCUGAUAUCCAGAACUACUCCUGCAACCACAACCCUCGCGUCUGGAACCACUCCUGCCUGCAAAAUCCUCAUAUCCGGAACUACGGCAAUCACAUCCCUCACAUCCAGAUCCUCCUCAUCCAGUACAGCCCGCAUGUUCGGAAUCCCCUCCCCAGCCAGCAUGACCCUCAUAUCCGGAACCCGCGCUACCAGUGCAAUCCUCGUAUCUGGAAGCACUUCCACAACCAGUACGACCCUCGCAUCCAGAACCCCCUCUUCCGCCAGUGCUCUGAAGGAGGCAUGGUUGCUUUUUGGAGGGAGGGACGAGCGGUCUGAGACACCUGGUUCCGUGUGGAGUUGGGGUAGGGUCCCCCCCCUUGAUGAUGAUGAUGACGACGAGGAUGAGGAAGAUGGUGAUGAUAAACGCAGCAUAGAAACCUGGAUGGCCCGGCUAAACAUGCGCGGCUCAUCGUCUGACCCUUCACUAACCGCUUCAGUCGCUUGCACAGAAAGUUUCCCGCUUGCUACUUCGGUGGCUUCUCCAGUCGCUGCCUCGAUGGCUUCUACAGCGGCUCCUUCUUUCGCCAGCACCUUGCUGGCUUCUGUGGUUAAUUCUUCACCGAGUUCAUCUCUACCUUGUGCGGUCAUUUCUUCAAUCAGCCGUUCACUGGUUUCCCCGGCUCUCGCUUCGGCGUCUUCAUUGCUCCCCUCGGUCACUUCCUCGUUGCCAUUGGUGGUCACUUCUUUGCCAUCUUCCGUCAGUUCUCCACCACCUUCGUUCACUUCGAUGGCUGCUUCUUCGCUGCCCUCUCCAUCCUACCCACUGCCUUCAGUCACAUCUUCACUCGUGUCUUCAAUCACUUCAUCGCUGUCAUCAUCACUCCCUCCACUUUCGUUUCCUCCUGCUCCUCCAUUUUCUGCACCUCUUCCGCCUCUUUCUUCCACUCCUCCGUGUUCUUACCUGCCACCUUGUGUCGCCACUCUCCGUGCCCUCAAAACUCUCCUCCAACGCCGACAAACUCUGCUCCUCCAGCAGCAGAAGCAGCAACAGCAGCCACAAGCACAACAUCAACCUCCUCUAGGAGAACUGAGCAACGUUAAUGGCAACACCACCACAACCGCCAUCAUAAGCAGCGGCAACAAUGUUGACAAUAACCGUGUGAAUGUUUCGUCACCGUCGCCGAUGGCGCCACUUAUCAAGGAAAAGUCACCCACUGUAGGAAUUGAGGGUGGUGUCAGUGCUGGGAAUUCGUUGCCAUUUUCUCUUGGGGCUGUGGAUUCUUCACAGAAUUUCAGACAGACCGACCACUGUCUCGACCGCCACCAAUCUCAGGGCCCGCUGGCCCCCAGAGACCGGCAGUGGAGGGAGGGGGACAUUUCCUACGCGUGCCUGCGUCGUCGCUUCUUGGCGACGUUCACGGUUCCGGCCAUUCUGGCGACGACUCCGUUACUGUGCCAGGAUUCAGAAUUCUUCAGGCGUGGGACCAGGCCAAGCGAUCAAGGAAGAGAGGGCAGCAUUCGGGGAAGGGGCAGAGGCAGGGGAAAGGGCAGGGGUAGAGGUAGGAGGAAGGUUGUAGAGAGGAGCAGCAUGGAUGAUGGGGGUAGCAAUUUUGAUGUAAGAGGUGUUGAUGAUGCUGAGGUGAAUGGAGAUGGUGGUCGCCAUGGUGCUGCUGGUCAUAGUCCUGAUUGUGGUCAGGGUCGUGAUGGUGUUCAUGUUAUGGGUGGUGAUAUUUGUUGUGGAGAGGAUGAAGCUAGUGAUGGGGGUAGUAGUGGUAAGCAUAAAGGUGAAAGUGUUGUUAAAAUUGACCAAAGUGUAGAAGCAGUGGGAAACGUUGGAAUUAGAGGCAGGGGUAGGCCAAGGACGAGGGGCAGGGGUAGAGUAAGGGUCAGGGGUGGAAAAAGGGGCAGGCAGGGGAGUAGAGACGGAGUAGGCAGUGAAGUUCAACUAGAAAACGUAAAUAUUUAAUGCCGAUCAAUUGAAAUGAAAUUAUUUGGAGAAGUGCUGGUUCAGUGUCUGACAAAGCCAUUGAGUCCUCCUUAGAGACAGGGCUCCAACCCAAGCACCCCAAUGAUGCCGAUGAAUUGUCUUAGAUACAGCCAUUCUAGACUUUGUACAGAGAAAAGUAACAGAAACAUAGCCAGGUUUAGGCACACAGGUCCUGAGUUCAAGCCCUGGAUUUCGUCUCUCAGUGAAUUUAUAAUGGCCAUGUCAGCGACACCGCGCCAGCACUGCUCGAUAUGAGUCUCGGCAACAUGUAAUGAAUCCAUGUGUUGCGAGUUUGAUGAUGGCACAAAAUAAAAUAGAUCAUUCAUGUGGUUUCCGAUUUAAUGAGAAUCUUGACAAUCCCAGCUGCAAGCACUCAUGAGGCCAACACGGUGCAUAGACAAAACCCACUUGGAUAGUGAAUAUGAAAUGUUAAUUUAACCGGCAAAGCCCAAGUGCGAGGACUUUUUUAGCUGGUCGUACGUACAAUGUGACGAAUUCCAUGUUUGAGUACAUUCUUUCCUAUGUGUGGAAGAAAACCAGAGUUCCCAGAGAACCCAGCAAGCAUUUGAGAUGAUAACACUUAGAGGUAUGCACAGAUAAUUUCACAGGCCCACCUUGUUGUUCCAGCCACUUUGGAUCGCAUCCAGUUUUGAGGCUCACUACUUAUGGUCUUGGUGUGCUGCACCAACCCCUUGUGGGCAUUGUUUGACCUUUCGAAGAGCACAGGGCUAUUGAGGUGUGGGGCUGUCAUGCGUUGGUGAAUGGGUGCUUUUUGUGUGCCUUUUUGAAUAUCCCAUUAAGAAGGAAAAAAAUCCACAACAUUGAAAAUAAAGUUAUAUUUUUUUAUUCAA